This is a messenger RNA of Rosa chinensis, 1271 nucleotides long. RefSeq lists its product as uncharacterized. Gene Ontology annotation, cellular component: mitochondrial inner membrane. Lineage: Eukaryota; Viridiplantae; Streptophyta; Magnoliopsida; Rosales; Rosaceae. The coding region runs from base 201 to 1019 and encodes 272 amino acids. The record is from RefSeq and is a predicted model, not a curated record. Gene Ontology annotation, biological process: mitochondrial proton-transporting ATP synthase complex assembly. The transcript is spliced from 7 exons.
GGAAUGCCCGACCCGUUACCAUCAUUUCGAGCAAGCCCAUUUCAUCACACAGUCCUUCGAACUGCUAAAAGCCUAAAACCCCAGUCUCCUUCAUCUUCAUCCACACUUUGUGAACUAACAAAUUCGCAUACACAAACUCUUAACCAGUUAAAACCCUACAAACCCUUAAACUUGAUUAGGGUUCUUCACAGCGAGACAGAAUGCAGGGCUUGAAGCGAUUUACCCGGUCUUCUAUAUCUGCUUCUCAAAUCUUGAGGCCCAAUGAGAACAACAACAAGCUUUAUCUUCUUCCACCAACCCAGCAUUUCUUAGCUCAAAGAACCUCCAAUCGCUUCUUCGACUUUUACAAGCUUGGAAAUAAAGCGGCGGUAGAGAAAGAGCGGGCACGGCUUGCAGAUGAGCUGAAUAGGGGUUAUUUUGCGGACCUGUCAGAGCUUAAGAAACAUGGUGGUAAGAUUGCAGAGGCAAAUAAAAUCCUAUUUCCUGCUAUGGCAGCUGUAAAGUUCCCUGACUUGGAAGUAAACUACUCUGAAGGAAAAGUAUUAAGGCUGCCCUUUAGACCCAAUGGAAAUGAAAAUGUGGCUGAUGUGAACAUGUCAGCUCUCCCAAAGGCAUCUUUACUCUGCCUUUCAUUUCGAGCAAGUUCCCAGGGAAUGAUUGAUUCUUGGAGCAUCCCUUUUGUCAAUGCUUUCAGUGGUUCGAAAGACAUUCAAUUAUUUGAGGUGUCAUUUAUAGACUCGUGGCUCUUGUGUCGGAAACCAAUUAAGCAGCUUCUGCUUCGGAUUAUGAAGAAACCUAAGCAUGUUGAAAACAAGGAUACAGUUAAAAGGCAGAUCGUAUAUUCAUUCGGCGACCAUUAUUACUUCAGAAAAGAACUUAAAAUCUUGAACCUUCUGACAGGGUACAUAUUCCUGCUCGAUAAGUUUGGUAGAAUAAGAUGGCAAGGCUCCGGAGUGGCUACGGAAGAGGAGUCAUCAUCCCUUCUCUCUUGCACAUCACUACUCUUGGAAGAGAAAUAAGGCAGUUGAAUCUUAAGUCCUGACCUAUAUCUUUAGUGGAUUACAAGCGCUCCAAAUUCAAGGAUUCUAGACUAUAGCAAUUUUACCUCAUAAUGCCACAUUGUGUAUUUUGUGUUUAGUUUUAGUACAAAUGCAGAGAGGUUUGGCUUUUCAGCUUAACUUCUACUUCUUUUCUCUGGUACAUUUUUGCUCAACUCAAAAAUCAAAUGUAUAACAUUUACAUGUUAUUGGUAAUAUCUGCAUUCAUUCCUA